Rangifer tarandus platyrhynchus (Svalbard reindeer) is the source of this 534-nucleotide messenger RNA. Lineage: Eukaryota; Metazoa; Chordata; Mammalia; Artiodactyla; Cervidae. The record is from the annotation of a GenBank genome assembly.
AUGGCGGUGGCAAAUUCAAGCCCUGUCAAUCCCGUGGUAUUCUUUGAUGUCAGCAUUGGCGGCCAGGAAGUUGGUCGUAUGAAGAUUGAGCUCUUUGCAGACGUUGUGCCUAAGACGGCGGAGAAUUUUAGGCAGUUCUGCACAGGAGAAUUCAGAAAAGAUGGGGUUCCGAUAGGAUAUAAGGGGAGCACCUUCCACAGGGUAAUAAAAGAUUUCAUGAUUCAAGGUGGAGAUUUUGUUAAUGGAGAUGGUACCGGAGUUGCCAGUAUCUACCGGGGGCCAUUCGCAGAUGAAAAUUUUAAGCUUAGACACUCGGCUCCAGGCCUUCUUUCCAUGGCAAACAGCGGUCCCAGCACAAAUGGCUGCCAGUUUUUCAUCACCUGCUCUAAGUGUGAUUGGCUAGAUGGGAAGCACGUGGUGUUUGGAAAAAUCAUUGAUGGACUUUUGGUGAUGAGAAAGAUUGAGAAUGUUCCCACAGGCCCCAACAAUAAACCCAAGCUGCCUGUGGUGAUCUCACAGUGUGGGGAGAUGUAG